AUGUGGUUGUUUGCUGUCAUUUGUGUGAUGUGUAUGCUGGCCAGUCCAUCCCUGGCUGGUAUCAAAGAGCUCGAUUCCCACUUUAAUGACCCUAACCCAAACCCUAGAGGCCUACAGCCAGGUGCUGCAGUGGAUGUUGAUGCCAUUCCUUUGGAGUUCCACAAAGAAAACACAGUCACCAAUGACCUUGUGUUUGACGGCUUUGAGGAUGAAGAUUAUAUUGACUUUGAUAAGAUCCUAGCCGCAGGAAGUGAUGAUUAUAUUGAGGGGGAUGAGGUCGACGAGAUAGCCACACCAGCUCCAGACAUCGACAUCUUUGCAGAGUCCUCCGACCCAAAGAUCCGCAAAGCCAGACUCCUACGACUCUUCCAUGGUCGAUCUCGCCUUCAGCGUCUUAAUACGGUGAAUGCCCGCUUCGGCUUUAAUCUUUACAGAAGUCUGCGUAACGAUGUGAACCAGACAGACAACAUCCUGCUGGCACCUGCUGGAAUCUCCAUCGCAAUGGGGAUGAUGUCAUUAGGCGCUGGAUCUGAAACUCACCAUCAGAUCUACAAAGCAUUAGGAUUCGCUGAGUUUGUUAAUGCCAGCCACCACUAUGACAACACCACAGUUCAUAAGCUGUUCAGGAAGUUGACACACAGGCUGUUCAGGAGGAACUUUGGCUACACGCUUCGCUCCGUUAAUGAUGUCUACCUUAAAAAAAACGUAUCACUGAAAGAAACUUUCUGCACUGAAGUGAAGGCCUACUAUUUUGCUGAGCCGCAGUCAGUAGACUUCACAAAUCCAGCGUUCCUGAAUAAGGCUAACAGUCGCAUUGAAAAACUGACCAAAGGGUUAAUCAAGGAGCCGCUAAAAAGUGUGGAUCCAAACAUGGUUCUGAUGCUACUUAACUACCUGUAUUUCAAAGGUACAUGGGAGCAGAAAUUCCCAAAAGAAAUGACUUACUACCGAAACUUUAGAAUCAAUGAGAAAACAACCGUGCGUGUGCCAAUGAUGGCGAACAAGGGGAACUACCUGGCUGCUGCCGACCAUGAACUAGAGUGUGACAUCUUGCAGCUUCCAUACACCGGAAACAUCAGCAUGCUCAUUGCCUUGCCAAGGAAGAUCACUGGCAUGAGGACACUGGAGCAGCAGAUUUCCCCCACUGUUGUCAACAAGUGGCUCAAAAACAUGACAAACAGGACUCGAGAGGUGUUGUUACCUCGCUUUAAACUGGAGCAAAACUACGACCUGAUUGGAAGUCUGAAGAAGAUGGGACUCACUGACAUUUUCAAGGAGAGUGGAGAUUUCAGUAGAAUGACUUCAGAAAAGGUUGCCUUGAACUGGCUGAAGCACCAGGGAACCAUCACUGUGAACGAAGAGGGAACGGAAGCUGCUGCCUUGACUCAAGUUGGGUUCAUGCCGCUCUCCUCUCAGAUUCGCUUCACUGUGGAUCACCCGUUUCUCUUCCUGAUCUACGAGCACCGUACUGACUGUCUUGUGUUCAUUGGCCGGGUGGUAAAUCCUUCACAAAACUGAUACGCUAAAGAAUUCACAACUGAUAAUCCGGUUAUAAAUUCAGGCUUAGGUUUAAGAGCAUCUGACACAUCUCUAAUUUGAGCUUCUCAGGAGUGUUUUUAGACAAGAAAAUUAACAUUUAAACUUCUUAAAAUUGUUUAGAGUACUAAGUCUGUUUGAAUGCUUGUUAUUUGUCUCUUAAUGUUUUAUAACCAACAGCAAGGCAGGUGGAGAUGCAUGGAGACAACGUGGUGUUACUGCUGAUGCUCUAAUACCAAAAUAAUGU
Cyprinodon variegatus (sheepshead minnow) is the source of this 1783-nucleotide messenger RNA. It is a transcript of the gene serpind1, whose product is annotated as serpin peptidase inhibitor, clade D (heparin cofactor), member 1. Lineage: Eukaryota; Metazoa; Chordata; Actinopteri; Cyprinodontiformes; Cyprinodontidae. The record is from RefSeq and is a predicted model, not a curated record. The transcript has 6 exons. Gene Ontology annotation, biological process: blood coagulation; negative regulation of endopeptidase activity. Bases 1 to 1518 code for a protein of 505 amino acids. Gene Ontology annotation, molecular function: serine-type endopeptidase inhibitor activity.